Messenger RNA from Anisakis simplex (herring worm), 672 nucleotides. The record is from the annotation of a GenBank genome assembly. Lineage: Eukaryota; Metazoa; Nematoda; Chromadorea; Rhabditida; Anisakidae.
AUGCUUGCACAAAGGGUGAAACGUAUGGCUGCGUCUAAGACGGCAUCACGCUUGCUUAGCAAAAUAAAAGAGGGCUGUGAACUUCCACGUGAUUGUUGGAAGUGUGAAAAAGCACUGAGUUGCCUUAAACAAAAAUUCUUCUGUCCGUCAUGUUCGGCAAUUCAACCAUUGCAAGAGAACUUCUUUGACUAUUUGGGUGUACGAGCAUCAUUUGAUGUCGACACGUCUCUUAUCAAGAAGCAUUUCUUGCAGCUACAAUCUCAAAUACACCCGGAUAAAUUCACACGCUGCUCGAUGAAAGAAAAAGAGAUAUCGGAAUUUUGUUCGAGUUAUUUGAAUGAUGCAUAUCAAACAUUAACAGAGCCAUUACGUCGCGCCAAAUAUCUGCUUGAACUGAAGGGACAGUCGUGUAAUGCUGAAGAAACAACGACAAGUAAUGGUGAUUUCAUGUUGCUUAUGAUGGAAUUAAACGAAGAGGCAGAUUCACUGCAAACUGAAGAUGAAGUCAAGCGAAUGAUUGCAAAAGUUGAUGAGAAUAUCGAUCAGCUUUGUUUGCAGUUCAAGAAUCAUUUUGAAUCGCAGCAAAUGAACGCCGCCAAAGAAGAUGUGCUAAAGAUGAAUUUCUUCUAUCGAUUACGUGCCAAUCUCAAUAAGAAACUUGGAUUUUGUUGA